AUGGGGGCCGAUCAGGUGAGGAGAAGCGGGCCGAUCUUCCAAGUAAGAAAGCUUGCAAAAACCGGAGAGAAAGAAUGGUACUUCUACUGCCCGAGAGAUAGAAAGUACAGGAACAGCACAAGGCCAAAUAGAGUGACCGGGGCUGGGUUUUGGAAGGCCACAGGCACAGAUAGACCCAUCUACUCCUCUGACCAAAACAAGUGCAUCGGCCUCAAGAAGUCCCUCGUCUUCUACAGAGGCCGGGCCGCGAAAGGCGUCAAGACUGACUGGAUGAUGCAUGAGUUCAGACUCCCAGCUACUUCCUCUCUAGUCUCUCUUCAUCACCAUCACUCGGCCACCUCCCUCUUCAAGGAUUCAUUGGCCAUCUGUAGGAUCCUCAAGAAGACCAACUCGGUGGCGCAGAGAGCUGUCUCCCACUCCAACUGGGUCUCCUCUGAAGCAAUGACGACGACUCCGCCGGACUUCCACCGCCUCCUACCCCUUCCAAACUCCACCCAUGGCCAUCACCACGCUGUCGUCCCCUUCGUCUCCGACCACAUCAUGACCCAGCCUCCAACACCCUCACACUUGAUCAGUUGCACCAACGCCCGCUUCUCCUCUCAGUCUGCUGGAAUGCUGAUCGGUCAGCAAGACCGAUCAGCAUUCCUGCUGAUCGGUCAACAGACCGAUCAGCAGGAAGUGAUAUGUGUGCGUUGGAGUUGGGUUUUAUUACUGGAGCGGAGAAACGCACGUGCUUAG
Molecule: messenger RNA, 738 nt
Organism: Zingiber officinale
Lineage: Eukaryota; Viridiplantae; Streptophyta; Magnoliopsida; Zingiberales; Zingiberaceae
Product: protein FEZ-like
Exons: 3
Coding region: 1-738 (245 amino acids)
Biological process (GO): regulation of DNA-templated transcription
Molecular function (GO): DNA binding
Source: RefSeq, a predicted model, not a curated record